AUGACGGACCGAGCGGGAUACCUUACGGAAGAUAAGGCUCUAGCUGAAUUCCUCGGUGUCGAGGAAGUGGACGAUAGAAGUGGUAAUGAUACCGCCAAUCAGGGGGAGGAGAAAUCUGAACCCAGCACAUCUGUGUGUGACCGUGUCUCGCGUCUAGCACUGAAUCCGUUCCCUGAUCGUGGUGCCGCGACUGCUCUAAAAGCGCGGGGUGCGAUGUCUAACAUGGACCCGUCCAUCAUCAGUAACCCACUUGACGAGGAGCAACAACGCAUACUCGAUCAGGCGGAAAGCGCAAGGGGAUAG
Molecule: messenger RNA, 303 nt
Organism: Peronospora matthiolae
Lineage: Eukaryota; Oomycota; Peronosporomycetes; Peronosporales; Peronosporaceae
Source: the annotation of a GenBank genome assembly